This is a messenger RNA of Pestalotiopsis fici W106-1, 636 nucleotides long. RefSeq lists its product as uncharacterized. The transcript has a single exon. NCBI's taxonomy places the organism in Eukaryota, Fungi, Ascomycota, Sordariomycetes, Amphisphaeriales, Sporocadaceae. The record is from RefSeq and is a predicted model, not a curated record. Bases 1 to 636 code for a protein of 211 amino acids.
AUGCACCUCAGUCACCACCACCAGCCGCCACCUCAACCCUUUCCGGCACCGCAUCACGGCGGCCCGGCCGCAUUCGGCGCUCCUCCAUCGCCUCCGAGAUACUCGCCCCCACACCACGAGCACUCUCACCACCAUCACCACCAUCAUCACCACUGCUGCUGCGGCCCACACCUGCCGCCGCCGCCCUCAUCCCGCGCGCGGGCCCUGUCGGCCACGGCCAGCCCGUCGCCCAAUGUGCUCUUGAUUGACAAGAUUCCCGAUCUCAACGCCGGCAACAUGCCCCCGGCACCUCCCCUCUCUCCAGCCUUUGCCGGCCACCACCCGGUUUCGUCGCCCAGGAGGUCACCCUCCCCGCCCGGCAUCUACCAGGGCUACCACCCUUCUUCGCUAUCCCCCAGGAUCGGAGGACCGCAUCAUCACCACCACCAUGACCAUCGCAAUGGACCGCCCUUGAGCCCGCGCCGGCGACCCCGUGCCGUCUCGAAUCUGCCGCCUCCUCCCCCUUAUAAGGAGGAUUGUCACCUGAUUGACCGUAUUCCGCCCAUGGGUGCCCCAGGCAACAAUGGACCUCCGCCGGCUUGGGGUCUCAGGGGCGAGCCUGGGGUUCAUGGACAUCACCAUGGUGGAUGGAGGUGA